This is a messenger RNA of Venturia canescens, 1604 nucleotides long. RefSeq names its product mitochondrial transcription termination factor (gene mTTF). The record is from RefSeq and is a predicted model, not a curated record. Gene Ontology annotation, cellular component: mitochondrial matrix. Gene Ontology annotation, biological process: regulation of DNA-templated transcription; termination of mitochondrial transcription. Bases 213 to 1424 code for a protein of 403 amino acids. Gene Ontology annotation, molecular function: double-stranded DNA binding. NCBI's taxonomy places the organism in Eukaryota, Metazoa, Arthropoda, Insecta, Hymenoptera, Ichneumonidae. The transcript has 5 exons.
CUUAGCCCCUUAGUUUACAAUGGUUUACAAACUCGAUAAGAUCUACAGUCCCAAUGUGGGGAUCCGAACUAUCAAAUGGCACCUAUUCUGACAUCGCUCCCUUUGUGAAUGAUAAACAACAGUAUCACUGUUCAAAAUAGUAUUGUUUGGUCUAAUUUUAGAAGAUCACUUUUCACCGUUUACUAAAGAUUGUAAAGAGCAAAAGGAGUACGAUGGCAAGACACUUGACUUGGUGUUUCAAACGCACAUUGCACUUGACGAAUUUUUUGAACGUGCAUAGACGAUGUAUGCUAAUUCAAACGGUUAAACGCAACUUUUCUGCAAAGUCACUGGGGACAAUAGGAAAUACUAUAAUUAUCCCAAAAUUAUCCGAAAUCACGGAAGACAAUAUCGAUAAUGGAGAAGCAGAGGGUUACAAAGACUUCUUGAAGGGCACUCAUUUUGGCGAGAACACAGCCAUCAAAACGCUUGCAGAACUUUUGUCUUUGACAAUUGAUGAUGCAACAAAAAUCGUCAAAGAAUAUCCAGUUCUUGCACAUGUGCCAGAAAAAUCGAUUGCCAAAUUGACUGAAAUUCUCUGCAAUGCUGGAUUUCGCAUUGAAACAAUAGCCCAAAAUCCGUUUCUUCUUACGGAAAUCAAUGGUAGUUUGACAUACAAGAUAAAAAUCUUGGAAAAAGUCGACGUCGAUAUCAAUGACGCUGUACAUCUUUUCCACCUGAAUCUGCUAUUACUCACACAGUUUAGUGAGGCCAAUGCUGUAGAUGCUACUUACUUACCUCAACGUAACAGAAUAAGAUACUUUGCUGAAAGAUUCAAUCGUGAUAUCAAUGUGAUUUGUCAUUGGUUAAGCUACAAUCAUCACAUCCUGAUAUGGCCCAUUGACAGGAUUAAGGCUACUACAGAAAUUUUUCUGGAUGCUGGGAUUUCGUCGCAUGAUAUAAUGAAUGAUACUAUUGCUUAUAAAUACCGCCUUGAUACAAUACAGGAAAGAAUGAAGAAAGUCAAAGCGAUGAAUUUACAGCCAAUCAAACUCUGGAUGCUCCGACGUAACGAAUCGGACUGGGCGAAUUUGAAAGUAAAGUUGGAUAAACGACGUUAUAGCAGUCAAAAUGCCGAUACUAUUCUCAGUGAGUUAUUUCACUGUGACGAAAAGGCAAUUAAAUCUCUGAAAGACAAGCUGCCAUACAUUAGAAGCAUCAGUCCCGAUAAGUUACUGAGGAACGCAAAGAUUUUGUGUGCAGCAGGCUACAGCAUUGAAGAUAUCCAGAAAUCACCGCGAGUUUUGCUUCGCAAAGGUGAUACUCUGAUCGAGUAUGUGGAAGUAUGCAAAAAAAAUGGUGUUGAAAAGAGACAUCUUUGGACUUUCUGUCUUACUAGAAAAAAAUUUAUAAAAUCUCUGAUGGAAAACAAAUAUUUGUUAUAAGGAAAUGCUCAAUGGUCAUCCUCACAUGGUUUUGUAUCAGAAUUAUUUCCAAUUCAGCACGUCGGUUCUUCUUCCUCGAAACGAUUUUUCUUUCUCACAAUUUUUCAAUUCUGUCGAUACUUGACAGCAGCAAUAAAGGAGAAAUACCAGCAUCCCAAUACUCAAGAACGAAUCUGAAAA